This is a messenger RNA of Balaenoptera ricei (Rice's whale), 626 nucleotides long. Its product is annotated as gamma-tubulin complex component 3-like. The record is from RefSeq and is a predicted model, not a curated record. The transcript has a single exon. NCBI's taxonomy places the organism in Eukaryota, Metazoa, Chordata, Mammalia, Artiodactyla, Balaenopteridae. Bases 75 to 626 code for a protein of 183 amino acids.
GCACGCCGGGCUCGGGGCGGGGCAGGCGAGCGCCGGGGGCUCCGCGGGGCCCCCGCGGGCAGCCCCGGGCUAGGAUGGCGACCCCGGACCAGAAGUCGCCGAACGUCCUGCUGCAGAACCUGUGCUGCCGGAUCCUGGGCAGGAGUGAAGCCGAUGUGGCCCAGCAGUUCCAGUAUGCCGUGCGAGUUAUUGGCAGCAACUUUGCCCCAACUGUUGAAAGAGAUGAAUUUCUAGUAGCUGAAAAAAUCAAGAAAGAACUUACCCGAGAGAGAAGAGAAGCAGAUGCUGCAUUAUUUUCAGAACUCCACAGGAAACUUCACUCACAGGGAGUUUUGAAAAAUAAAUGGUCAAUUCUCUACCUCUUGCUAAGCCUUAGUGAAGAUCCACGCAAGCAGCCUAACAAGGUUUCUAGCUACGCCACGUUGUUUGCUCAGGCGCUACCCCGAGAUGCUCACUCCACGCCCUACUACUACGCCAGGCCUCAGACGCUGCCCCUGAACUACCAGGACCGCAGCGCCCCGCCGGCCCAGAGCUCUGGCAGCCUGGGGAGCAGCGGCGUGGGCAGCGGCAGCGUGUGCACCCUCGGCGGCCCGGCCCCGACGCCUCAGCCUCUCCUCCCGGGGUAA